UUGGGCACCCUGUGCUCUUUGUUGUUGACCUUCAGUUGAGAUGGCGGAGAACGAAGCAGAAGCAGACAACGAGUCGAACCAGAACCAAUCUGUGCAAGUCAUAAGCACUGAUAGCUACUCACAAACAGGACUCACUGAUGUAGGUACAGAAUGCGAGCCAUUAGUGAUUAGCGAUAGAAAAGACGACGUUGAAGACGAUCCUUACAAUGAUGCUUAUAGGAAUGGAAACUUUGGCAUCAAACGAGGAAAAAUCAACUUCACACGUGCAAAACGAUGGAGCGUCGCUCACUUCUUCUCCGCUAUAAUCAUGACUUCUUUCACGCUUUCCUGUGUUAUUCUUCUGGGGAAUAAUCAUAAAUACUGGAUCAGCAGCGACCUAAGGGACUGGUUCUCCGCCAUUACUAUCCUAUGUUGUCUUCUUGGCCUGACCAUGUCUUCUUGUAGCUGUUAUCUGUCGAGUUCACUCGCUAAAAUACGGAGACCUCUGUUUUUCCUGCUCCUUGUUCGUCUACUGGCUUUUCUCGAGCUUGUAUUUAUCGUGACAGGAAUAAGCCUGACGAUAGCGGUUGAAUCUGAGGCUAAAGAAAGAAAUCCCUGGAGAGAAAAGUACUACUACUACUGGACGACAGAUAGUCCAAGGGAUAUCGCAGACAAUUUCAAGUCCUUUGUAGUUCUCUGCAGUUUCCUUGUUAUCUCUAUGGUGGUCGAACUGAUCAUGGCAGGCGCUUGGUUGUUCCACUGGUGGAAAUGCUGUGAUGGUUGUGAAGCUCUGAAGUCUUUCUGCAUCUUUGAGCCCGGGGAGCCACUAGCUUCAGGUGUCUCCGACCCUCCUACAGGCAUUAUCCACGAGUGUGCCUACGUGUGCUGGUCAAUUUACAAGAUUGAUUUAAGCUUUAUUAUUUAA
Actinia tenebrosa (Australian red waratah sea anemone) is the source of this 904-nucleotide messenger RNA. RefSeq lists its product as uncharacterized. NCBI's taxonomy places the organism in Eukaryota, Metazoa, Cnidaria, Anthozoa, Actiniaria, Actiniidae. The record is from RefSeq and is a predicted model, not a curated record.